Molecule: messenger RNA, 3496 nt
Organism: Manis pentadactyla (Chinese pangolin)
Lineage: Eukaryota; Metazoa; Chordata; Mammalia; Pholidota; Manidae
Gene: CYTH1
Product: cytohesin 1
Exons: 13
Coding region: 601-1620 (339 amino acids)
Biological process (GO): regulation of ARF protein signal transduction
Molecular function (GO): guanyl-nucleotide exchange factor activity
Source: RefSeq, a predicted model, not a curated record
GCAUCCCCUCCCCCCAGGAGGCUGCAAGUAGGGGAGUGGUGGGAGGGGCCGACUGGCAGUGCAUUCAUGGAAAUCAGCCUGCGAGGAGCAGAGCAGCACACACUCCAAGUGUCAGCCGGGAGGCAGCUCUGCACAGCCAUCUCGCCAUCUCUGCCCACGCCAGCCUUCCUCACCGGGAGUCGGCUCCCCUUCCACCCUUGAGUUUCUGCUCUGCUUUUGUUUCCUCCGGCUGCCUCCUCUACCCUGGCUGUGCUGGCACACAUGUGCUUGCUCUGUCCUUCCCUCCACCUGGGGCUGUGGGAGCACCCAGGAGCUUGGAACUGUGGGGUGGCGGUGCUGGUCCACCAUGGCCUCUGAAGCGGAGAGCUGCAAGCUGCCCAGGCUUUGACGUUGCUGCCCAGGGGCUGCCAGGACACUGGGGCCGCAGCAGAGGGGACUCGCCUUGUUCCCAGUGACCUGACUGCAGAGGAGCGUCAGGAACUGGAGAACAUCCGGCGGAGAAAGCAGGAGCUGCUAGCUGACAUCCAGAGGCUGAAGGAUGAGAUAGCAGAAGUAGCUAAUGAAAUUGAAAACCUGGGAUCCACAGAGGAGAGGAAAAACAUGCAGAGGAACAAACAGGUAGCCAUGGGCAGGAAAAAAUUUAACAUGGACCCUAAAAAGGGAAUCCAGUUCUUAAUAGAGAGUGAUCUGCUGAAGAACACCUGUGAAGACAUCGCGCAAUUCUUAUAUAAAGGUGAAGGGCUCAACAAGACAGCCAUUGGUGACUACCUGGGGGAGAGAGAUGAGUUUAAUAUCCAGGUUCUUCAUGCAUUUGUAGAGUUACAUGAGUUCACUGAUCUCAACCUUGUUCAGGCAUUGCGGCAGUUCCUGUGGAGCUUCCGGCUGCCGGGGGAGGCCCAGAAGAUUGACCGGAUGAUGGAGGCAUUUGCCCAGCGGUACUGUCAGUGCAACAGCGGGGUCUUCCAGUCCACAGACACUUGCUAUGUCCUCUCAUUUGCCAUCAUCAUGUUGAACACCAGCCUGCACAACCCCAAUGUCAAGGAUAAGCCCACCGUGGAGAGGUUCAUUGCCAUGAAUCGAGGCAUCAACGAUGGGGGGGACUUGCCUGAGGAGCUUCUCCGGAAUCUGUAUGAAAGCAUAAAAAAUGAGCCCUUUAAAAUCCCAGAAGAUGAUGGGAAUGACCUUACUCACACUUUCUUCAAUCCAGACCGAGAAGGCUGGCUAUUAAAACUCGGAGGUGGCAGGGUAAAGACUUGGAAAAGACGCUGGUUCAUCCUGACCGACAACUGCCUGUACUACUUCGAAUACACGACGGAUAAGGAGCCCCGUGGAAUUAUCCCUUUAGAGAAUCUGAGUAUCCGGGAGGUGGAGGACUCCAAAAAGCCAAACUGCUUUGAGCUUUAUAUCCCUGACAAUAAAGACCAAGUGAUCAAGGCCUGUAAGACGGAGGCUGACGGCCGCGUGGUGGAAGGGAACCACACCGUGUACCGGAUCUCCGCCCCAACGCCCGAGGAGAAGGAGGAGUGGAUGAAGUGUAUCAAAGCAGCCAUAAGCAGGGACCCUUUCUACGAGAUGUUGGCAGCACGGAAGAAGAAGGUCUCCUCCACGAAGAGGCACUGAGUCUGCACGGCGAGCGGGGCCGGCGUGCGGGGCGCCUGAAGCCCAGGUUCUUCCCCCGUCCUUCCCGCAGACCGGGAGGGGGCCGCCCCGCAGGAGUGUCUUCUUGCCGGGCCUCACCCUGAAUUUCUAGGGACUGGCUUCAGCUUUUGCUACUUUUUUUUUCAAGUGGGAGAAGGGUAGGCAAUUACCACUGGGGAAGCGGGACCUGGUGCCUAUCAAGCAUGGGGUUUUGAGCCGUUCUUUCACAAAAGAUCAGAGCUCCUGUCAGCAAAGCAGCCUCCUCACAAGCCUCUCCGCUCAGCGGGUCUAAUAACAGAGCUCAGAGCCGACUGUUUACCUCGCGGUUGUUAUUUCCCUGUGAAGAAGCCUUCAACCCUGCACCCUAAAUACAUGUAUCGGUAUAUUAUUAUAUGUUAAGAAAAAGGUGGAAUGGAAAAGAAGCCACGUAUUAUAAAGAUAUAUUUUUGAUUUUUUUUUUUAAAGGAUAAAGUAGAGCUGUUCAGAUGCCUUCUGCCCUGCCUGGUUUGGGAAACUUCUCCCUGGAGAAGAAGCUCCCUGGGAGCUGCUAAGGGCUGUCAGCCCUGGGCCCAGGGCAGGGGCAGGCCCUCCUCUUUUGCAUUUCGGAAGCUGGUUUGAGCUUGCUUCUUGGCAGCUUUUCUGGGCUGGAAGAGGGGUGUUGGAGAGGGCGGAGGAAACCGCAGAUGCGGCAAGGCCUCCAGAUUUGACUCAGACCCUGGGAUCGGCCGCUCCUCGGGUCCGCGGCGGGCUGCCCCGGCUCGUGCUUUUCCAUUCUGAGCGCCCCGGGAGCACUGAGGUAGGCAGAGAAUCAGCUGGACGCCCGCGCUGUUCUUCUUUUUCAGAAUUCAUUCUUGUUGGGCUUUAAAAUAGAAAGUCAGCAUUUUUCCUUGAGCUAAAUGCCUAAUAACCAAAACUGUGAGGAAGGUAAUCCCAACAGAGAUUUUGGGAUGACCUGUUUCUUAUUUGGUUUUUCUUUCCCCCACCCAAACUCCAAUCCUCGUUUUAGAGGAAGGAGUGGGUCUUAACCCAGUCACCUUAGGGCUCCAGCUUUUCUGCCUCAGAACUGGCCCUUAGCCGGACUGCUCUUGAUGCGUUGUGCGGAGGGCCCACCAGAGGGGAGGUGGGCCUUCGCCUGCUCGGCAGGGGCGGGUGGAGGAGCAGGGAAGCGGGUGGCCUCAUACCCUUUUUUCCCUUACAACCUCUGUGAGCUGGCCUCGCCCCUCCUCAUCUGUGCUGUGAGGGGAGCCGCGACGCGCAGCAUUCUCCUGCCGUUCUCUCAGGGACUCUCGGGCAGCUCCUGCCACGCGGCCAGGGCCCAGCGCCAGUGCAGGCAGAGCAGGGGCUGCCCGGGCCAUCUCGGCACAUCCCCCACACCUCCCAGGGCCGGGGGGCAGAGCGCUGCCUUUGUGAGGAGGGCGGAAGAGCCGUCGGUCUCCCUGGGCCGUGCGACCUGGCUCCUCCGACACCUUAGGGCAGGCUCGCGUCUCUGAAGAAGCUUUUGUACAAGGGACUGCAGGGAGGACUGUCGGGGUGCUUUCUGGGGUCACCCUUCAUGUACGUCCUACCUGGGGUGGCUUCAGGCAGUUUUACGCAGGAGCUUGUGAAGGUGUGGAUAUGGGUUCAGGCUGGCAACCGAAGCCAGAGUCCAGUGGUCCCGGGCCAGGGCCAGCGCCCCCUGCCGGCCAAGUCCCUUGUACUGGUUCUCACAGAUGUUACCUAGAGAGGCACCUGGAUCAGUGUUAGUCUAUUUAUCAGAGGUGUAAAUAAUCCGUGUAUAGUUUUUCUCCUUUUAGAUUAUUUUGUAUUUGUUUAAAAAAAGUUUUGUCAAAAUAUAAAAAUAAAGAAAUGACUGAAAGUU